Molecule: messenger RNA, 429 nt
Organism: Peronospora matthiolae
Lineage: Eukaryota; Oomycota; Peronosporomycetes; Peronosporales; Peronosporaceae
Source: the annotation of a GenBank genome assembly
AUGGUUAACAAGCCCAAGCGAUGCACGAACAAAGCCGCUGAGAGUGCGUCUGCACGUCUCUGUGCGGACGCCAAAGCAGAAACCACAGCAACUGAUGUCUCAUCGGUUGCUGAAGCGACUCAGCCUGUGUCACCUGGUGAUGCAGACGCUCGUAAUGAAGACACUCAUGUCUUCACAGAGUACGAACUCGGUGUCUCAUACUCUCCUGAUACAGAAGACGGAUCUGUAUCGAAGGCGGUAGAAACCAAGCCGCCUGCCAAGCGUGGCAUGGAUGAUGCUACGCGCCGUAGCAUAUUGGUUUGUCUGACGAAUCAGAUGAUCCAUUGCCAAAGCGUAGGCGCUCGAGAUCGCAAGACUCGGGCGCUCACAGUGGUGUCGGUUCUCCUAUUGACACCACUUCGCAACGAGAAGGCAUGGCUGCCCCCAUAA